Messenger RNA from Cladophialophora immunda, 1527 nucleotides. RefSeq lists its product as uncharacterized. The record is from RefSeq and is a predicted model, not a curated record. The transcript has a single exon. NCBI's taxonomy places the organism in Eukaryota, Fungi, Ascomycota, Eurotiomycetes, Chaetothyriales, Herpotrichiellaceae. Gene Ontology annotation, molecular function: oxidoreductase activity, acting on NAD(P)H. The coding region runs from base 34 to 1143 and encodes 369 amino acids.
CCCCCCAUUAACUCCGCUCAACGGACAAGAAACAUGCAGCUCGUCAACUAUGCAGCCUGGAUCCCUGCUGAAAGGGCCGACCUGGUGGUCGCCACUGCGCCCUUCCCGGAGCUCUCGCCCGACGAGCUUGUCAUCACGAACCGCGCCGUAGCUGUGAACCCGGUGGAUUGGAAGAUCCAGGCUUCGGGCGGCUUUGGUGUUCAGUACCCGGGCAUUCUCGGGGAAGACAUCGCGGGAGAAGUCCUGGAGGUGGGCAAGAAUGUGAAGAGGUUCAAGAAGGGGGAUCGCGUCAUUGCCCACGCGCUGGGACUUGGGAACGGGAGUGCCUAUGGCGGCUUUCAACUCUAUCCUCGAGUCAAGGUCCAGACAGCCGCGAAGAUCCCGGACGGCAUGGAAUUCAAGGCUGCGGUGGUGCUGCCGCUGAGUAUCUCGACCGCUGCGGCCGGGCUGUAUCUCAAGGGGAUGCUGGGGCUGAAGUAUCCUGAGGCCAAGAACAAACGGGCGGGUCGAAUGUGGAUGCCAGAAACGGGGAACAGAUCUGAGGACGUGGACGAGACAAUCAAGGAAGCGAGGACGAAGAAGAAGAAGGCCGUGCUGCUCCUCUGGGGUGGGUCGUCGUCCGUCGGCUCGUCGGUCAUCCAGCUUGCUGUGGCUUCGGGCUACGACGUCGUCACCACGUCCUCGCCGGCAAACUACUCCUACUGCAAAGCCCUGGGCGCCUCGCUGGUGCUUGACUAUCACAACCCCGACAUCGUGCCCAUACUCGUCUCGCUGCUCAAGGAGAACGGCGCGCCCGUCGCAGGAGCAUAUGACGCCAUCGGAACCGACACGACCGUCCGGCAAUGCGCAGCGGUCCUGCACGCUGUUGGCGGUGGGACGGUCGCAAGCGUGGUUUCUACGCCGGGGGAUCUUCCGAAAGGCGUCAAGGCGGCCAGAAUCUCAAGCACGAACGUCGUGAGUCAGGAAGGCGGCGUUGUUGCGACCAAAAUAUGGGCCGAGUACGUGCCUGCGGCCUUGAAGGACGGGUCGUUGGAGGCGGCCCCAGCGGAGCUCGUGGUGGGCAACGGGUUGUAUUUUGUCCAAGGCGGCCUUGAUAGGCAGAAGAGCGGGGUGAGUGCGCGGAAGGUGGUUAUAACGCUGUGAGAGAAUAACAGGCAAUGCAUGUGCCGCCCGGUGCCGACGCUAUGGAGGAAUGGAUCUAACUACUAUUGGCUAGCCAUGGCGUGGUAAUAAUAGCCGAGAGCGGGGAAAGCGGGGCUGGUAUUCAGUGCCCUCGUCACCAUUGUCCAAAAGAGGUAUAGCUGGGGACUUCCGACCCGCGAGGCUCAGGCUGAGAACUGCUGGACACCAACUUUUCCAAGACCGGAUGGCGUUGUGCCUCGCAACAAGAAACACGGAAAUCCGCAGGUGUUCAGGCGGAAGCGGGCGUCUGUCUCUGGCUGCACCAGCUGUGGUUGCUCACAGCCGAACAAGUCGAGGAGGAUCUGAUCCAGAACUGUCAGGAUAAGGCUGAGAAUUUCUAGCGGC